AGGGCAGUGAGGCAGAGCAUCUCGGAACCGAAUUGAAGAAAAGGGGGGAAAUUCAAAGAGACGAAAUCCAACAGUAACACAUUUGAAAAAUACAACUGUUGCGGCAGUUACAAAACUACCCAGUCUCAGCCUCCCCGCCAAAGCCAACCGCCGCACUUAAAUUCCCCGAUCAACUUUUAAUCCAUGUCAGAGAGCUCAAAUCUUUAUCAGAAAUCGCAAAGGUUGCACCAAUUCGUCCAAAAAUGAGGACCCAGAAUCAGAAUAUGAUCGUACGCACACUUACCGGACUCAUCACGGCGAUUUUAUGCGUUUUCCUCGUCUUUCUCGAUCUGAAUUACGUCUUCGCCGCUGAGAUCUUGGCGAAAUCGAAGCUCGAGAAGUGCGAGAAGGGUUCCGACUCCGAUAAUCUGAAUUGCACUAAGAAGAUCGUCUUGAACAUGGCGGUGCCCAGUGGAUCGAGUGGUGGGGAGGCGUCUAUUGUUGCUGAAAUAGCGGAGGUAGAAGAGAAUUCAACAAACAAGAUGCAGACUGUGCGAAUUCCACCUGAGAUAACAAUUAACAAAUCUGCUGCAUACGCCCUCUACGAGAUAACAUAUAUUCGAGAUGUUCCCUAUAAACCCCAUGAGUUUUACGUUAAGACGCGUAAAUGUGAGCCAGAUGCAAGUGCAGAAGUUGUGAAGAUAUGUGAGAGGUUGCGAGAUGAAAAUGGCCACAUUAUUGAGCACACUCAGCCUAUCUGUUGUCCUUGUGGCACCCAACGCCGGAUGCCUUCAUCAUGUGGAAGCUUUUUUGACAAGGUGAUGAAAGGAAAGAUCAACACUGCACAUUGUCUACGAUUUCCAAGUGAUUGGUUCCAUGUUUUUGGUAUUGGACAGCGAUCACUGGGUUUUGUUGUUCGAAUUGAGGUGAAGACGGAUUCCAAAGCAUCAGCAGUGAUAGUGGGUCCUGAAAAUAGAACUGUAAUAUCCAGUGAUAAUUUUCUGAGAGUUAAUCUUGUUGGAGAUUUUGGUGGAUACACAAAUAUUCCAACAUUUGAGGAUUUUUACCUUGUUAUUCCAAGGCAGGGUGCCCCAGGCCAACCACAAGACUUGGGGAGGAAUUUUUCCAUGUGGAUGCUUCUUGAAAGAGUCAGAUUUACCUUAGAUGGUCUUGAAUGUAAUAAAAUUGGUGUUGGCUAUGAGGCUUUCAAUGGGCAGCCGAACUUCUGCUCCUCACCAUUCUGGAGCUGCUUGCAUAAUCAGUUGUGGAAUUUCUGGGAGGCUGACCAGAAUCGAAUAAGUAGGAAGCAGUCGCCACUUUAUGGUGUGGAAGGACGGUUUGAAAGGAUCAAUCAGCAUCCAAAUGCAGGGACUCAUUCAUUCUCUAUAGGGAUCACUGAAGUACUUAAUUCUAAUCUCUUGAUAGAACUAAGUGCUGAUGAUAUAGAGUAUGUCUACCAAAGGAGUCCUGGAAAAAUCCUAAACAUAACUAUCCCAAACUUUGAAGCUCUUACUCAAGUUGGGGUUGCUACAAUUACAACUGAGAACAUUGGUGAAGUUGAAGCAUCAUACAGCUUAACAUUUAAUUGCUUGAGUGGUGUCACACUUAUGGAGGAGCAAUUUUUCAUAAUGAAACCAAAAGAAAUUACAACUCGAUCCUUCAAGCUAUACCCAACAACAGAUCAAGCAACAAAAUAUGUAUGUGCAGCUAUACUAAAGGACUCUGAUUUUAAUGAAGUUGACAGAGCUGAGUGCCAAUUCACUACUACAGCUACUAUUCUUGACAAUGGAACCCAGAUUGGUCCUUUUCAACCACCAAAGUCGACUAUAAAUGGUUUCUUUGAGUCUAUUGAAACUAUAUGGAACAACUUUUGGGAUGAUCUGAUAGACUUCAUCACUGGAAAGACAUGCAGAAGUAAAUGCUCAGGUUUUUUUGACUUCAGCUGCCAUAUGCAGUAUAUAUGCAUGAGCUGGAUAGUGAUGUUUGGCCUACUUUUGGCUCUAUUCCCAACAGUGAUUGUGUUACUCUGGCUUUUACAUCAAAAAGGACUCUUUGAUCCUCUUUACGACUGGUGGGAAGAUCAUUUUUCAGAUGAAGGAAGAAGAAUUCUAAUUGCCCAGAAGCAUAGAAUUGAUGUUGACCGCCCACAUAUUUAUGUCAAAAAACAUCACAAGCAGGAAGCAAGGCAUAAGCAUGAAGCUCGAAAUAAGCAAAGAAGAAUUCAUCAUGAGCACAGGCAUAACCGCUCAGAAGGGGAUAGUGAUUAUUAUUAUCGUCUUCACCAUGUUCACAAAGACAAGCAGAAACACAGGAGAAGCAAGAAUUCAAGUAUUCUGCAACAAGACUACUUGGAUUGGGAGGAGAGCAAUGUUGGGCAUCACAGACGCAGAAAAGAAAGGCAGAAUUUGAAAGGACAACCCAAACCGAUCCUUAAUAGUGAAGGUGAAGAGAGACAGCACAAAUUAAACAAGCAUAAACGUGAGCUGCAUCCUAAACAGAGACAAUAGUGGGAGUAGCAUUGAUAUUAUUGCCAUCACUGCGUAUCAUACCUCAUUCAUUUCAAAGAAAAUUUCUUUGUAGUUGUAUUUUUUGAACUUUCAAAGAAAAAGCAUUGGUUAGAUGGCGAUGAAGCAAUGCAGAACUUUUAACAACAGUUUAGCUGAUUUGCACAAAAGGGAUGACAAUGAAAACAUUUACACUGUUAACAUAUGUAAUUAAGUACACUGUGUUUUACUCU
Molecule: messenger RNA, 2716 nt
Organism: Malania oleifera
Lineage: Eukaryota; Viridiplantae; Streptophyta; Magnoliopsida; Santalales; Ximeniaceae
Product: protein HAPLESS 2
Exons: 18
Coding region: 243-2486 (747 amino acids)
Source: RefSeq, a predicted model, not a curated record